AUGCUGCCAUGUACACAAUUGAAAGGAUGUAGAAAAUCGAAAGAAUUGAUGUUAAGACUACUGACCAUUAUUUGUUUUUUUGUGAAAUUGUACUUUUUUAAGAAAACAUAUCCCCGAAGAAGCAGUCAUUACUACUUUGCUGUGUUCAGGCGAAAUGGGAACCUUCCACUUUUACACCAGAAAUGUGGGAAGCCUUUCACCAAAAAGUAUAAUUUUGGAAGAGGUACCCACAGGUGUAAGAAUGGAAUUGUCCACCAGAGUAACAAGAAGAAGAUCACCCUUUUUGUGACUCGGUUUAACCUAACCCGUGGUACUAAGGAUGGAAAACAGGGGAGAAACAUCACGAGGGAACUCCCACAUCGCACCUGUUUGAAGCUAACGAGCGGGGAGGAUCAAGGUGGUUCACUGGGAGAAGCGGCCCAUGAGGUUAACGUAAAGGAAGGAAGCGACAAUGGGGGAGGAGGCAAUGAGAAGAAGGACGAUCCGCCUGAUGACGAACCCCAAAUCAGUGCCAAGGGAAAAAAGAAAAAGUUAAACUUUAAAUUUACAUCAUGGAACAACACCAACGAAAUGAACAGCUUCGAUCUUGAGAAGUAUAGCAAGCACAACGAAGCAGUGAGUAGUGAAAACUUUUCCCCCGAAUUUCAGUCUGCGUACUACUCCGCCAAGAGUACGUCCGGAAAAACAAGUGCCAAUCACUCGAACAUAAUAAUUAAUCAGGAGUUAGUGAAUGCCUUGUCGGUCGAAGAGAUAUUCGAUGUCCUUAACAAGCACAGUGAAAGUGGCAAAACGGACGCGGGAAAAAAAAAAGUUUUUAAUGAGGUUAAUAUUGUGACGGCUUAUCACCGUAUAGCCAAACAUGUGAAGAAUAAAAAUUACUGCUUGACAGGAGAAGGAAAGGGGAGACAGGGGGGAACAGCAAGCAGUGACUUCGACCCGGUGACCUUUAGUCUCUUCGAGACGUAUUCCACGGUGGGGGGAUGGCAGGGAAGCGGGGAGCAGUCCAAGGGGGAGCGGUCAACAGAGGAGUGGUCAACUGAGGAGCAGGCACGGCGAGAAGAGGACCGCCCCCGCUGCAACAACCACGCAAAUUUGCUGACCAGACGCACGUACAGCAGCAUCUACGCACUGAUGAAGCAAACCCUACUGAGCAACGCGUCUGUAAUCCCAAAGCACGUGGCGAACAUCGCAUGGGCGUCAGCCAUCCUGUCCAACCGAGAAGUAGACAUAUGGCAGAAUAUAAAAAAAAGAUUUUUCGAGAAUUGCAAUAAUUUCAAGGCACAAGAAAUUUCAAUCAUCCUUUGGUCCUUCAGUGCAAUAAAGUUUGAACUGAUCACCACCAAGGAGGAGUUUAUCUCUGUGCACAACUGCUUGUCCAAGUACUUGAAGGAACACAAAUUUAAGGCCCAAGAAUUUAGUAACGUCAUUUGGGCCAUCGCAACAUCUAACUGUUGCAACUACGACUUGUUAAUAAGCCUGUACAAUUAUGCCAUAGAAAUAUUUGAUUCUCUUCUACUAAAGGAUAUAGCUACCAUUUUAUACAGUCUCUCCAUUUUUGCAGCCGAUUCUGCUAAUAAGGAUAUUCUCCAUGUGAUUAGGGAGAACCAUCUGACCAAAUUUGGUAUAGAGGAGGACUACCUCACGAUUAGUAAACUUAACCCUGAUCCAACACAUGGGGCUAAAAACACAUUCGAUAAAAACUUUAGCUAUUUUGAACGAACCAGUGGGGAGCCACAUGCGGAUAUCACCAUUAACAGUUUAGUGAUGGAGAAAAAUACAGCUAGCGAUAAAAAAUACGCUGCCUUUCUCUUGUUUGAAAAUUUUUUGUUAUACUCCCUGGAGAGGAUUGGCAAGGAGAAGGACAAAAUGACUAUGCGGACAUGGUCCAGCAUUUUUUGGCCCUGCGCAAAUGUCGGUUUGGGUCUCUACAGGGACAUGCCCGCGCAGCACAGGUUGCGCUACUACGUGUGUGGUGUUGAGGGAAGUUUACGUGGAGAGGGGAACGACAUGUGUGAGAGCGGGGAGGUAAACUUGGUCUCACGAAUGGAUUCCCCCGAGGAAGCUGCUCCUCCCAGCAAGUGCAAGCCGUAUGUGCACAUCAUCGACGGGGAGUACGUGUUCCCCCUGAUGGAGGAGAAUGCACACCAGGAGGUAUGUACCCAGUUGAAGCAGAAAGAAAUGGGGGGCCUUGGAAUAGACGUCCCCCUAGACAUAUACAACAGGAAGGAGAACAAAGUGGGUCAUUCUCCCCCACAUACGAUUCAUGAGAAGACAUGCGAUGGUAAUAAUGUCGAGGCGACGAACAGCGAUGCAGUGGGGAAAAGUGACACUAAGCAGGUGAAUGAAUUGGAGGAAACACAAAAUGGGCAGCAAUCCAGCAAUGCGAAUGGCAGUCAUCAUAGGGGGGAACCAAACCAGACACAACACGUGGACUGCCUAAUCAGCGAAGUGCAGAAGCCGGUUUGUAACUCCUCCCUUGGAGGUAGCACACAAACCAGUGUAGGGGAGAAAAGCCCAGAAGUGGAAUCACACCAACAGAGAAGCAACUCGAUGGGGGAACAAAUAGACGAGGACAAAUAUUCCAACUUUAUGAAUCACAUAAAUGACAAAAAAGAAGACGAGGAUUUAUAUAACGACACAAACAGGAGCAUGGUGAUGGUGAAGUUGCUAAGCCUCUUCGAAUCCCAAUUGAAAGAAAAAAGCAUAAAGUGGACCAAGUGUGAAGUUCAGUCCAUCGCUAACAUCCUGUGGAGUCUUUCCAUUUUGAAUCUCUUCCCCAGCAGCAUUUUUGAAAAUGCCCUACACGAAUGUAAUAAGAGAUUUAUAAAAUAUGGGAAAAAAAAAAAUUCAAGCAAAUUGCAAUUUUUUAUCUCGCAAAUCCAUCAGUCGCAGUUGUAUCAGGCCUCUUUUGCGUACUGCUUAUUUAUAAUGAGGAAAAAUUCAAAGGGGGGUAAGCAAAUGGACAAAAGAUAUGAACAAACUGCGGCUCCAAAUGAUCAUAUGGAUAAUACUUGGUCGUUGAAGAGAAAGAUACAAGCUACAUUUGACAAACAUUUCAAAGUCUCCACGAACACUUUAAAUAUAUGGAAAAAACAGCUAGCUAGAAAUCAACGAAGAGAAGAGAAAAACCAAGUUUCUUCAUCUGUACAUAAGAAAAUUUCGAACGAUUUGAGGCACCUUAGUAUUUUUCAUCAGAACGAAUAUUUCAUUUUGGACUCCCUUCUCGUGGAUGUUUACGUGCCCAGCGCGAGGGUCGCCAUAGAAAUAGAUGGACCUAGCCAUUUCCUCCAAAAGGGGAGACUCAUUCUGUACAAUCCCAAUUCGCUGUUCAAGAAGAGACUGCUCAGGGCGCUUGGCUUUUCCGUCAUUUCCAUUUCAAUUAGCGAGCACACCUUCAUGUUCAGCGCCUUGAAUACGUUAAAUUUUGUGAAGAAGUUCCUGAGCAAUGUGAACUUUGGCAGAGACCGUUAG
Molecule: messenger RNA, 3471 nt
Organism: Plasmodium fragile
Lineage: Eukaryota; Apicomplexa; Aconoidasida; Haemosporida; Plasmodiidae
Exons: 2
Coding region: 1-3471 (1156 amino acids)
Biological process (GO): regulation of mitochondrial mRNA stability; mitochondrial RNA processing
Cellular component (GO): ribonucleoprotein granule; mitochondrial matrix
Molecular function (GO): RNA binding
Source: RefSeq, a predicted model, not a curated record